AUGAAGGAGGUAGUUAGGAAGGAAGUCCUGAAACUUUUGGAUGCGGGUAUCAUUUACCCCAUCACUGAUAGCAAGUGGGUUAGUCCCACUCAAGUGGUACCUAAGAAGUCAGGAGUAACUGUGAUUGUCGAUGAGAAUGAUGAGUCAAUUCCAACUUGUAUUCAAAUGGGUUGCCGCGUGUGCAUUGAUUACAUCAAAUUGAACUCUUACACUAGGAAGGAUCAUUUUUCGCUUUCAUUUUUGGACCAGAUCCUAGAGAGAGUGGCUGGUCACUCUUUCUACUAUUUUUUGGAUGGGUAUUCUGGUUACAAUCAGAUCGAGAUUGCCUUAAAGGACCAAGAAAAAAACUACUUUCACUUGUCCUUUAAGCACAUUUGCUUACAGGAGAAUGCUCUUUUGAUUGUGUAA
Molecule: messenger RNA, 408 nt
Organism: Malania oleifera
Lineage: Eukaryota; Viridiplantae; Streptophyta; Magnoliopsida; Santalales; Ximeniaceae
Exons: 1
Coding region: 1-408 (135 amino acids)
Source: RefSeq, a predicted model, not a curated record